Molecule: messenger RNA, 651 nt
Organism: Cuscuta epithymum
Lineage: Eukaryota; Viridiplantae; Streptophyta; Magnoliopsida; Solanales; Convolvulaceae
Source: the annotation of a GenBank genome assembly
CCGCAGGACCCAGGCCCCAGCAGCUAUAUAUAUUCCAGAUGUCAGUAUCCGAUUCUUGGCAGCCAUGGGAGAGAGCAUAACCAGAGCGAAAGACGCUGUUGAAAAGGCGCUGAAGAGGGUAAAUCCAAACUCUCUAAAUUGGCCUUUCUACAGGCGAGAUGACGAAUUGUUGAAGAUGGAGCUUGCUGUGGAGCUGACAUGGAUGAAAUGCUUCCUCAUCAACAGCCAAAGAACGGACCACGGACGGAUGGUUGCCCCUGUCUGGUGUCCGGCCAUCGAACGCCUUGCCGGAAAUUGGGUUCCUAGCCAUCUAAAAAAUUCUCCUGACGACAACAAACGCUUAGGUGAUCUUUGCACACAAUUUGCUAGUCUUAGACAAAAGAUUCAACCUUUUGUUAUCACCUGUCAGUGCCAUGCUCCCUCCUCAUCGUCAUCCCCUGUUUCUUAAUUUUACACAGGCGUUUAUUUAUUAGGGAUAGAAAGCUUGUAUUGUUAAUGCGAUCCAGCACAAUACAAAUUUCUAGAUCCGCCUUUCCUGCUUUCAUGUAUUCCUAGCGCUCGUAUUCCCUGUUCUAUGAGUAAGUUUGUUUAACUGGUUUGGGUUUGAUGUUUUUGCUUUAUUCACAAGAGCAUAUGAUGAUGCCAAGUUUU